AUGCUCCCGCUGCUGCUCACCUCCCUCACGUCGCUGCUGUCAGCCUGGCGGCCGGUGCCGUCGCGCGGCGCUCGCUCUGCGCCGGCGGCGCUCAGCGUGCGCACCGCCUACGCGCGGAGUGUGACGCUCGCCAAGCCGCUCGGCAUCGUGCUCGAGGAGCGCGACGGCGGCGGGGUGCGCUUCGACUCCUUCCAGGAGGGCGGCGCCGCCGCCGAGCAGGCCGCCGCGCUGGACAUCGCUCCCGGCGACCGCCUCCUGGCGGUGGAGGGCGUCGACGUAUCGCGGCGGGGCUUUGACGCGGUGAUGGCCCUCCUCGUCGACGCCCCCUCGCCGCUGCGCCUCACCGUCGACGACGGGCUCGACACGCUCGACAUCACGCCCAACCUCGCAAAGUCGCUCUCCGCCGACGACGCGGCCGCCGCCGACCAGACAGUGCGCGUAGCGGUGCGCGAGACGCGGCGCAUCGUCGGCGCGAGCGGCGAGCUGCAGGCGAGCCUCGGCUCGCUGCUCCGCGUCGAGAUUGUGCUCGGCGCGGGCGUGCGGCCGGACGGGCGCUGCCUCGUCCGCUUCUUCGGCAUCUUCACCACCGACGGCGGCGCGUCGACCUACUCGUGCAACCUGAGCGCGACGGGGCGGAGGAGGGAGGACGGCAGCACCGAGAUCCUGGCGCUGUCGGCGGCCAAGGACGAGGGGUGGGGGCAGACCAUCGACUUGCGGAGGGACGCGGGGAGCUGA
Molecule: messenger RNA, 735 nt
Organism: Emiliania huxleyi CCMP1516
Lineage: Eukaryota; Haptophyta; Isochrysidales; Noelaerhabdaceae
Exons: 1
Coding region: 1-735 (244 amino acids)
Molecular function (GO): protein binding
Source: RefSeq, a predicted model, not a curated record